AUGGCGCUUCUCCUACCGCUGCGGCAGGCGCGCGCGGCGCUGGGCGCUGGGCGCGGGCGGGCGCGCGGCAGCCUGGCGGCGGGGGGCGGCGGGUGCCGCGGCCGCGAGCUGCCGGAGUGCGCGCCGUGCCCGGCGGCGGCGGCGCCCGCGUGCCGCGCGACGCCCGCGUCGGCGCGCACGGCGCUGCGCGUCACGUGCUGCCCGCCGGCGCACGGCCAGCGCCCGCCCUGCCCGCCGCGCGCCCUCCCGCGCCCCCUCACCUGCCGCGACGCACUCGACCAGAAUUGUAAAUCAUCAAACCAAACGGCUCGCAUAGAUCCUGCUCAAGACACAUUACACGUUCGCCAAGUUGACGAAGACCCGGUUACCGUGAGACUGAAGCUCGCCAAGUGCGCGCAGCAAGCUGAGUACCAGCGGGAGGUUGAGGAGCGCGCGCGGCGCAGCCCUCCCCCUCCCCCGCGCGGCCUGUACCGCCUGCGCGACCAGAGCCAGUGCGCGCGCGCCACGGACGGCCACACGUACGCCGUGCUGCCGCCGGCGGGCGGGCCGGCCGCGCGCUGCGGGCCCGCCCGCCGCCCGCCACCGCCGCGCUGCGUGCAGCUGGCGCCCGACGACGCCUGCCGCAUCCGCCGCGACGCGUUCCUGGACCCCUGUGCGCACCGACCGCGCACUAUAGUCGACGUCGACCGCAGUGCCAGCGCUGAGCCAGCGCGGCCGCCCGCGCCGCGCGCCCCCGUCCCCAAGACUGGCGGCGCCCCUGCUCCGAGCUGGUGUGCCAAUCCACCCCCUCCGGCUGCUGUCCCGCCUCGGUGCCGCCGCCCAACAAUUGUGGAAAGACUUCGCUCUCGUCUUCCGGAAUCUUCCAGUGAUAGAAGAAUUCAUACAUCGACCACAUCCUCCAAAGCAGGCAAGUGUGCUAAGUCUACGACAGGUGGCUUGGAGAGUGUGCUCCGGUCUAAGCAACAGCUGAAAGCGGCUGGGCUCGGCCGGGUCGUUGUUGACAGUGAAGCAGGUUGCAAGGAGAAGAAGGCGACCGGCGGCAGGCUGGAGCUGAGCGUGCCGGCGGGUACGCAGCGCGUGGCCGUGCGGGUGUCGCUAGAGGGCGCCACCGGCGGCUCGUGCCAUGCAGUGCCCGACUCUGAGCUGUCUACAAUAUCAUGUACACCCGUACGCAAGGACAAUUCUACCUUCUGUGCUAAAGCCUCUACAACUUCUGUGAGACAAGAUUCUUGGCUUUCAAACAAAUUCAGCAAAAAAUAUCAAACGGAUGCGGUGAGGGCGCCCCCAGCCGCUCCACCAGCGGACGCCACCAGGCGCUGCUCCUCGACCUCCGCUCUCCUGGCAAACACUGUUGUUGUAAACUCUGUCUGA
Spodoptera exigua (beet armyworm) is the source of this 1371-nucleotide messenger RNA. The record is from the annotation of a GenBank genome assembly. NCBI's taxonomy places the organism in Eukaryota, Metazoa, Arthropoda, Insecta, Lepidoptera, Noctuidae.